CGGGGAUGCCAGAUCGUCAGAUGUAAUUCAUGUGGUCGAUUCGAACGAAUAGUUUUAAGAUCUCGCAAUGGCCAAGAUACUGCAGAAAUACAUCAAAUUCUCGACCAAGGAGCUGGAUAACUACGCCAGCAGCCCGGAGUCUUGCGUGCGGUGCAUCACCACGGACAUGCACCUCGCAAUGGGCCCGUACGGCAUGGCCAACUUCAAGCACGCGCUCCACGAGCUCCUCAUCCGUACGAAGGUGGGAUUCUAUGACUCCGGACUAGAUGGGAUUGUCCUCGGCAUCAAGAACAUAAAGGUGCACGGGCACACGGCGGGUCUGCGUGCAGACGAUCCCACUAUGCAUCUGGUCAUAAAUGCGGACUUUUAUGUGUUCCGCCCGAAGGAGGGCGCCAUACUGAGCGGCGUGGUGCGGCACAUCUCCAGGCAACAUGUCAGCGCCGUCAUUUACCGGGUCUUCAACACAUCCAUCCGCUUUACCAACCAGACCGCUAGUCGGGAGGACUUUGCCAUGGACCAGGAGAUCAAGAUCCGCAUAAAAAGCUUUGACAUCAGCAACGUGAUGCCGUACAUCGAAGGAGAACUUUUGCUAGAAAAUGGCGAGGCUCCAAAGAAUAAAUCUAUUAAGUUUAGCAGUCCCGAACCGGAGGAGAAAGAAGUCAAGGAAGAGGAUCCCGAUGAAAUGUUAGACGCUCUUUUAAAAGAAAUUAAGAAAGAACCUGAAUUCACGCCGAAAAAGAAAAGAACAACAAAACGCAAGAAUGGAGAAAAUGGUGACACUCCGAAGACGAAAAAAGUGAAAAAAGAAAUAAAAAGCGAGCCAAUAUAGCUUUAAAACCUAUUGUUUUUAACAUCUCUGUAUAGUACAAAUUAACAAUUACAUAAUGUCGAAAUGUACAAAUUCAAUAGAGUUCGGGCAUCAAGCCGACUGGGGCUGAGUUUAAUCUUAGUUUGCAAUGCAGAUAUUGUACCAAUAGGGUAAAAUACCUUAAUUAGCCUACCAUACUUUACCGAUUGAUGGCCACUGCAUUGGUCAGUUGGAUACGAUUAAUGGAAAACAGUUUUUAAAAUGUGAAUAUGAAUACUUUGUAAUACAUAUGUAUUUCAUACAAAUAGAGUCAAUAUUUUACAAUACAUUAAA
This is a messenger RNA of Drosophila santomea, 1141 nucleotides long. RefSeq lists its product as uncharacterized. The coding region runs from base 68 to 829 and encodes 253 amino acids. Gene Ontology annotation, biological process: DNA-templated transcription initiation. Gene Ontology annotation, cellular component: RNA polymerase I complex. The record is from RefSeq and is a predicted model, not a curated record. The transcript has 2 exons. NCBI's taxonomy places the organism in Eukaryota, Metazoa, Arthropoda, Insecta, Diptera, Drosophilidae.